CGUUUCUCCACUAACUGACUCUUCCUCGGUGAACUGAGCGCUGCAGCCAUUUCUCGGAAUCCGUGUCUCCAGCCCCAGGUUUAAAACAACCGUCUCCCGUCCGUGACACAGACCUCGGACUACACACAAGUCAGAUUUCCCCCCCUUUUGUGUUCUCGGCUGGCUUGCCUGCCAGCUGAACGUCGUCGUCGGGAUGGACCCAGCAAGCCGAUACCAAGUGUUGCACAAUGAGGACGACUCUUCGGAGGCCUCCACCAGCGAGCAGCAGCCCUGUACUUCUGCCACAGCCCAGGCCAGUGCAUCUGGCCAGAACCAGAGCCAGGCCCAGGCCAGCCUGACCCCCGACCCCGCAGCAGGGGAGGCAUCGGGCUCAAGGACUCAGGGGGAGUUGGAUGCACCGCCACCUCCUUACGCCUCCAUUGAUCUGGGAGCAACCGCUGCGGCACCUGAGACUAGUUUCCAAGGUGACUUCCCAGUGCCUCCGCCCUACAGCGUCGCCACCUCACUGCCCACAUAUGAUGAAGCGGAGAAGGCCAAAGCAGCCGCCAUGGCUGCCUCCACAGUGGAGGUGAUGCCGCGGGAUGAUGAAUUCCCUCCCAGAGAUGAUUUCAGUGAUGCUGAUCAGCUUCGAGUUGGAAAUGAUGGAAUCUUCAUGCUGGCCUUUUUCAUGGCCUUCCUCUUCAACUGGAUCGGGUUCUGCCUGUCCUUCUGUCUGACCAACACUAUUGCAGGACGCUACGGAGCAAUCUGUGGCUUCGGCCUUUCCCUCAUCAAGUGGAUUCUGAUUGUGAGGUUCUCGGACUACUUCACCGGCUACUUCAACGGCCAAUACUGGCUCUGGUGGAUCUUCCUGUUGCUUGGUCUGCUGCUGUUCUUCAGAGGUUUCGUGAACUACCUUAAAGUCCGCAACAUGUCAGAGAACAUGGCCACCUCCCAUAGAACACGCCUCUUCUUCCUCUACUAAAGGUUCCCACGCCAUCACCAUUCCUUUUCAAUGUGAAGUUCCUUCCCUCCCCCUCGAAUGACCUGACUGAGGAGCCUUGCAGCGAAAAGAGGAGACGGGGAAGGACUGAAGGAAAGAAGUAGGGAGAAAGUGUUACCAGUCUCAUUAAAAGCAUAACGCGACUCACUCUGAAGUCUCCACUUCUGAGCUGAGCUGAAAAAUGCGUCUUUGAUGAUCAGAUCUCUUCCCUCCCUCCCUCCCCCCAACUUUUUUUUUUUCUUUUUUUUGUUUUUCAUUUUCCUUUGAUUCAAAGCUCUUCACGGUCUCCUGGAUCGUGUGAAACAAACACCAGUCCAGCUUCUGCGUCAUGUGUCUCAAAAGCAGGAGAGCUGUUGAGAUACAUGACUUGAGGAAAAUUUAGGAGUUACACUAAGCACAAUGAAUUUCACUCACACAAAUAACUCAUUAUUAGUUCGCGUGUUUGAUGACAUUACGUGUCCUUUGUCAAACAGGGACCGCAGUAUUAAAACUAAACGAGAAAACCUCUCGCAUUUGGAAUUUUAAAACAGAAACCGCGUAGGAGGUGGCGACCUAUUCUGAGCCUUCAAAUUCCCCCUCCAACUUUGUCUCCAACAUUAGCGACUAAGUAGAAGUAAGGACUCAAACCAAGUGUGUUCAUUUCAUGAAUUUCUCUUUGACCUGUUGCACAUUACAAUAUAUCUUAAAACAGUUUGAAGUUUUUGCCAUUCCACCUCCUUAAGUUCAGGUUGUUUUGAACAAGUCUUACAUUAUUUGUGACGUAGCAUUUUUACAGUUUUGCAUUGUAAAUCCUUAUUCACAUCUCAGCCUCUCUUCUGCAAAAAAUAAAUCAGAUUUAGCCGAAGAGAGGUGAGAUCGGUGAAUGCAUCGUCAUCUUAAGGGCACGCAAAUGCUUUUAAGAUAUGCAUAGAUCAGUUUACAUAUCACAUAACCUGAUGCUUUUAUUCUUUUUAAAUCAAACGCCCGAUCCCUUUUGCUUACAGUCACCAGACGUGGCUCAGAAUAUGUCACAGGACAGACACCAGCUUAGUAUGAAAUAAAACUUUCUUGCGACAGCCAAUCGGUUAAACAAGCCCUGAUCAUUGGACUUUCAAAGCACCAACUGAAACAUCAUCCUCUCUGAGCAUUUGAACAAACGUUUGAAAUCACAAAGUUUUUAGAAAAAUCAUGUCAGUUUAAAGGAACCAGCUUGUCGGAGAGACGGAUUUAUGCUCGCUAACGGUUCUCCAGAAUCUGCUUUUUUCCCCCCUUCCUUUGCCCUUUGAUAGUAAUUAUCAUGCUAUGCCUAUGCAGAAAGGAUUUUUUAUCCAUCCUGACAUUUUUAAAAAAAAAAGGGAGGAAUACAUUAACCACUGCACUGGUUGCCAUUUUCUCAGUCUGAAUCAAAGAAAAAUGAAAAGAAUGUUGCCAACACACCUGCUUCAUACUAUUAAACCAAAACCUAAUCAUUUGUUCUGGCCAUAGGUCGCAGCGUACAACAAGUUCAUCUCAGUUCAUUCAGCUCUACAACACUGACUGCCAUCUGGCAAAGCAGUAUCUGGAAGCGACAGAGGAGCUAACUGUAGAUCAAACAGUGUUUUUAGGCCACACACGAGCUAGAUCCCUACAAAGUGGCCCAAAAGCAGGCCUCAUAUGCAUCUCCUGCUUCGGUGCUGUGCAAGUUCCAUAAUAAGCAUUUUACAUACGGUGCAGCAACAUGCCAGGCUUGAGUACAAACUCUUCGGAGUACAAGAGUCUUAUGCAAUUUACCCUAUUGUGAUGACUUGCAACUAUUGUGGGUGUAAAGUCCUGUGAUACUGAAAUAGACGUAGCUGAAGACUUUACUAAUCGCAGAUUGAGAUCCAGGUGGCUGUCAAAAGAAAAGCCAAGGUGCUGAUUACACACACACUUGCCAACAAAACGAUUUUAACUACCAGUAAAUCAGAGGAAAACGCAAUAAAACCUGCUAAACGGUGACUGGUUCUGCAUGCUCUGCAUGACGUAGACAAACCCAACACACGGAUCUCUCUCUGGGAUUUCAGCUUUUAUGAUUAGAUUAAGUUUAAAAGAAAAACAACUGCUUCCUUUUUCUUUUCACGGAGUGAGAAGCGUUCGGUGAUGCGACAUUGAUCCUGUUAUUAUUAGAAGAACAAUAUCAGCAGACGUUGUGGUUUCUGGGGGAGUGUGAUGAAGUCAGGGGUUACAGUCCAGUGUGAAUGGAGCAUGAGGAGUCUACGAGCUUGUGCGUCAUGAAAAUGGAGCCUGACUGGACAAAGUAAAAAAAACCAAAAACCAAAAAAAAACAAACAUGCUUUUUGAUUAUUUUUGUCAUCCAGAAAAUGAAAUGUAUAUACCAGCUUAUGCCAAUUCAUAAUAUUUGCACUUUGAAGAACUUGUACAGUAUGAUUUGUGAAUCUGCUAAACUUGAUGUGGGGGUAGAAAAAAAGACAAAAAGUUAUCUUAGCCAUCCAAGUUUUUCAACUGGAAUUCUUAAAUCAUCCCAAAUGGAUAAUUUUGCCUUUUGCACUUUUUAUUUUUCAAAAAUGAUAAUAUUGUUAUUGUGUGUCUUUGUUUCAUCGCUUUUAGCCUAAACUGUGACAGCUUGAGUAUUGCCAAACUUCUUCUUUUUUUUUAAAAAAUCUCUUUUGACUGGUCAUAUCCCACUACAGCCUCUUUCAGCAAUAUCAAGAUCUUUCAGUGAAUUAAAGCUCUGCUGCAUGAUUUAUCCACCAGAACGAGUGGGGGUAAUGUUAGGAUUAAUCUAGACAUUUUUUUUUUUUUCUUUGUAAAUAAGUAAGGAGAAAAAAAAAACCCAAGACGGCAGCCAAACUAUUUUUUUUGUCCACAAUACUCCUUGUUACAUCCUCUAAAGCAGUUGUUAUGCAUUUAUUGUAACUGGAAUUCAAAUGACAGACGAUGUCUUGCAAAAAAUGCCAAUAAAGUUCAAAAGCCUGCCACUUA
Molecule: messenger RNA, 3922 nt
Organism: Stegastes partitus (bicolor damselfish)
Lineage: Eukaryota; Metazoa; Chordata; Actinopteri; Pomacentridae
Gene: ndfip2
Product: Nedd4 family interacting protein 2
Exons: 8
Coding region: 194-964 (256 amino acids)
Biological process (GO): positive regulation of protein ubiquitination; ubiquitin-dependent protein catabolic process; vacuolar transport
Cellular component (GO): Golgi apparatus; perinuclear region of cytoplasm; endoplasmic reticulum
Molecular function (GO): WW domain binding
Source: RefSeq, a predicted model, not a curated record